This is a messenger RNA of Seminavis robusta, 1128 nucleotides long. The record is from the annotation of a GenBank genome assembly. NCBI's taxonomy places the organism in Eukaryota, Bacillariophyta, Bacillariophyceae, Naviculales, Naviculaceae.
AUGAGCAACAAGAGACCUCCUCCACUCCCUUCCCAACUAUCAAGAGACUCUCCUAGUGGUAGUAGUGGAGAGGAAGAUGAUGAAGAGAUACCCCGGUCUUCAGUUGGUUUGCCAUGGGCGAAAGCAACAACUGAGACCACUUCGGUUGUCCCAAAAGCAAACGUUCCUCGCAGAAUUGAUCAGUCGCAAUCGCAACCAUCAACGACCACCCCACAGCCACCAGCAACAGUCAAGACUUGCCGUGAGAUCCUCGCCAGUUGCAAGCAAGACCAGAAGAAGGCUCUCAUGAUAUGCAUGUGCCUUGGGCUCUUAACUGAAGAUGGAACUCGUUGGCUUGCUGAUCUGACAGAAGAGCCUUAUUGCAAGUUGUCGGCUUCGAAACUGUCCAAGUUGGCUCGGACCAAGCCAAUGAUGUCUGAAGAAGUUAUCAGAAGAGCCCAUGAACGCAAGGUUGUCAAGUGUUUCCCUCGUCCCAAGAAUUGGAGGAACGAAACUCUGUACGGCCAUCUCAAAGCAAAUCACAUCACCAGCGAAACUGACAUUGCAUUCCUUUGUGCACAAGAGAAUGCAUUUUUCCAUGCUUGUGAAAACAUGGUAGAGGAAUCAGCGCAACAAGAAGCGGCAGAGGCGAAGCAGAGUUCGUAUCGAUGGACCGAUGCCGAUCCAAGACCAUUCUAUCGAAUGUACUUGGCUGCCGAAGAUGAUCAAGUCAAGGCCGCACUGGUUGAAGAUGGCAAGUGUUUGUCAAAGGCAAAGCUGGAUGGUAGAAACAGUGAGGAUCUGCCGAUUACUUUCUUCGCGGCUCUGGCUGAGAAAUGGAACAGUGACUGGGUAGCUUCGACACCAAUCCUACCAACCCUCCACGGUGACUUUGAAAAGGAAAUUUCGAUUGGCCCAGAGGAUGUGCAACAGCCAGUGACAACAGAGUACAUCACCAAGAAAUGGAAGAAUGACAAGAUGCUACUAGCCAGAUUGGUCAGUCGCUACGAAGGAUCUGGUCACGGCUUCGGAAUGAUCGAUGGUCGCACAACCUUUGGCCAUAUGACCGAAGAGGCACUUCAAGCUGAUGAUAGAAAGGAUUAUCUAUGGGAACAGUUCUCUGAGAAGCCACGGCAUCUGCUUCUGUAG